Diorhabda carinulata is the source of this 3159-nucleotide messenger RNA. Its product is annotated as mucin-2-like. Gene Ontology annotation, molecular function: serine-type endopeptidase inhibitor activity. The transcript has 5 exons. Lineage: Eukaryota; Metazoa; Arthropoda; Insecta; Coleoptera; Chrysomelidae. The record is from RefSeq and is a predicted model, not a curated record. Bases 134 to 3094 code for a protein of 986 amino acids.
CCUAAUCAAUUUGUUGUUAGCCCCAUUCAUCCUCCAGUUGAAAUCUGCAAUUCAGUUUCGUUCGAACUUCCAAUCCAUUCGCACAUCAGUAGCGGUACGCCGCGGACACUAAUUCCCCCUUAGUCGAACAAAAAUGUCUUUUAUAAACGAAAGAAGAAAAACUAACGAAAAUUUUAUAAAAACAACCGACAAAUAUUCAAAAUAUUUCCAAAAAUUCAGCUAUCAAAUCGGUAAAAGUUGCUGGAAAAACGGAUAUUCGUGGAUGAUGUGGUUUUUGUUAUUUUUAUGUUGUUUUCCGGUAGGUUUAGGAUUAGUGCAUAAUCGGAGGGUGGUACAGGGUGCUCCUUGGGUGGGACAAGAUUUUUACACGUAUCCUCAUCCAGGACAAGUGCCUAUUAUGGCCAGAGACGUAAUGGUAGAUGUUGUAAAUAACUUAGGAAUGAAGCUACUGGCAAUCCACAACGAAAACAACGAAGAUAACAUUGCCAUAUCGCCCUACGGGGCUCUUAGUAUCCUAGUAGCACUAGGAGAAGGUAUCCAAGGUGAAGCAGUACGAGAACUUCAAAAAUCAGCUCAUAUCCCAAACGAUAUUUCAGUUAUUAGAAUCGGUUUAAGAGAUAUCCACCGUCAUCUUAAGAGUUAUUUCAUACCUCCAGAAGGAUUUUUAGCUGGUUUAACACUUAACCACGAAAACGUUACUUUAAAACCGGAAUACGAAGACAUUUUACACUUUUACGGAUUCGAUAUUAUGUCUUUCAACAACGCCCUCUAUCCUAAUCCACCUACAACUCAAAAACCGAUUGCGAGUACUACAGAUGAUGGAAUUACCAAAUCUACAGAUGCAACGGAUCAAUCUACAACUUCUCCAACUACUUUAGAUUCAUCUACUAUCUCAACACCAAUAAGUACUACAGAACUUCCUAUGAACGAUAUUAUCCCAAAUAUUCCGGAAAUUACCACUACCAGCAUAGAAAGUACUACCAUUGAAGAUAUUUUAUCUAAUACCGAUAGUUCGGUACUUACUACAGAAAGUAUAAGUACGACAAAAAAUACUUUGACAUCAACUAAACUCACAACUAACGAAGGAAGUACGAUAAUAAAUGAACCUACUACAAUAAGUACUACAGAAGAUAUUACCAAUAGUGAGUACACACCACCUGCAGAUUCAACAAUACCUACAACAGAAAUACCAAUUACAGAAAUAAAAUAUACAGAAACAACUGGAAAUACAAACGUAAAGACUACAGAAUCAACUGUAACUACAGAAGUAAAAGCUACGGAAUCAGCUGUAACUACAGAAGUAAAGUAUACAGAAUCAGCUGUAACUACACAAUCAAUUGUUGAUGAAAUGCCUACUACAGAAGUGAAAUAUACAGAAUCGGCUACAGAAAUAGCGACUACAGAAUCAAUUGUUAGUGAAAUGCCUAUAACAGAAUCAGUUUUAACUACGGACGUAGAGACUACAGAAUCAAUUGUUAGUGAAAUGCCUACAACAGGAUCAGCUUUAAAUACGAACGUAGAGACUACAGAAUCAAUUGUUAGUGAAAUGCCUACAACAGGAUCAACUUUAAAUACGAACGUAGAGACUACAGAAUCAAUUGUUAGUGGAAUGCCUACUACAGAAUCAGCUUUAACUACGGACGUAGAGACUACAGAAUCAAUUGUUAGUGAAACGCCAACAACAGGAUCAGCUUUAACUACAGACGUAGAGACUACAGAAUCAAUUGUUAGUGAAACGCCUACUACAGAAUCAGCUUUAACUACGGACGUAGAGACUACAGAAUCAAUUGUUAGUGAAACGCCAACAACAGGAUCAGCUUUAACUACGGACGUAGAGACUACAGAAUCAAUUGUUAGUGAAAUGCCUACAACAGGAUCAGCUUUAAAUACGAACGUAGAGACUACAGAAUCAAUUGUUAGUGAAACGCCAACAACAGGAUCAGCUUUAACUACGGACGUAGAGACUACAGAAUCAAUUGUUAAUGAAAUGCCUACAACAGGAUCAGCUUUAACUACGGAAAUAGAGGCUACAGAAUCAAUUUUGACCGCUACAGUAAUUAUAACCACAGAAUCAAGUGGAAGUGAAACUACGGAUUCACAAUCUACAGAUCUAGUUGUAACUGAUGUAAUUAUUAGAGAUGCCCCGACAGAAUCUCUAACAAGCACAAAAGAUACGAUUUUAGAAUCAUCUUCAACUGAAGUACCUGCUGAUUCUGUAAGAGGACCAGAAGUUAUGACAGAAAUAAACGAGGCUGUUAAAAGAAAUACUAGAUCUAAGGAUAUGAUGAUAAAAUUGAAUAGUCCUAAUAGAAAACCGGACGCGACGAAGCCGCUUUCUUUAGCUAACAAUAAAAGUAGACAAAGAAGAUCUAAACGUGCUUAUAAUAUUAAAUCGAAUAACAGAAAAUCGAGAUCUGUAGUAGAUUACAUGAUAGCCAAAUACUAUGACAGCUACCGUCCACAACAUACUACGCAUCGAGUACCUUAUAUACCCCAAACCCAACCAAGUUUUUUGGUUCAAGGGAAGUAUAGGGAAUAUCAGGUUCAAUUCAUGAAAUACGAUACAUGGUUGCCGUUUUUCUACGUUUCGCAUUUGAAAGCUCUAGCUUUGAGUUUCCCACUAGACAGUCCCCGAUAUUAUUUAUUAUUGUUACUGCCAGUCCAAGUGAACGGUGUAGAUCAGCUCAUUUACGAAUUGAGGUUGAACGGAAGCUUCAAGUAUAUUAUAGAUAAUUUGAGAUACAGACAUGUCACCGCCGUUAUACCUAGUUUCCUAUUAAAAGGAUACGUCAAUUUGACACCUACGUUUCAGAAGCUGGGAAUAAGAAAAGUAUUUGAACCAGGACAAGCCGAUUUUUCACCUAUGACGGAUUUUAAAGGAGUAUACAUUACAAACAUAGAACAGGCUAUAACAGUGAAUAUAAAACAUUAUAUGGAUCCAGGCAUCUUCGGAAACAACAGACAGUAUCGCCAAGAAGUCCCUAUUGAAUUUCGAGCUGAUCAUCCAUUCCUCUACUUCGUUGUAGACGCUGAACUUCACGUUCUUUUGAUGGCAGGAAAAGUAGUGAACCCACUCAACACAAGAAUUACAUAGUUAUCAAUAAAUGCUUAUUAUUAUUUUAACGUAAACAUUAUGUAAAUAAUUAUGAUUCCCAAACA